AUGUUGAGGUUUUUUGCACUUCUUUUUCUUUUCCAGCUGGGUCUUCUCUGCAAUGUCUCAGUGGGUGUAGUGGAUAAGCCGAAGCUGGAGAAGAACACCUACAUCGUCCAUAUGGCCAAGUCCAAAAUGCCGGUUAGCUUCAACGAUCACACACAAUGGUACGCCUCGAAUCUGAAAUCGGUUUCGGAAUCAGCAGAAAUGCUCUACACAUACAACAACGUCAUUCAUGGAUUCUCUACUCGGCUCACCGACGAAGAGGCCAACUCACUCGAAGGUCGAUCAGGGAUCCUCGCCGUCUUACCUCAAGUGAGAUAUGAGCUUCACACCACUCGGACUCCCGAGUUUCUUGGCCUCGACAAGAACGACGCGUUAUUGCCCCAGUCUAACUCGGCGAGCGAAAUCAUAAUUGGAGUUCUUGACACUGGUGUCUGGCCCGAAAGCCAGAGCUUCAACGACAAUGGACUUGGCCCUGUACCCAGUCGAUGGAAAGGCGUUUGCCAAGAAGGUAAGAACUUCAAUUCUUCCAGCUGUAAUCGGAAAUUAAUCGGGGCGAGAUUUUUUUCCAAAGGCUACGAAGCGAAUGGUCCCAUUAACGAAACCAAAGAAUCAAAAUCGCCGAGGGACGACGACGGCCACGGCACUCACACGUCGUCCACGGCGGCCGGCUCAGCCUUGGAAGGUGCGAGCCUUUUUGGAUAUGCCGAGGGGAUGGCACGAGGCAUGGCUAUACAUGCCAGAAUUGCUGUUUACAAGAUGUGUUGGAUGGGAGGUUGUUUCGAUGCAGACAUUAUGGCUGCCAUCGAUAAAGCCAUUGAAGAUGGGGUGAACGUCAUUUCCAUGUCGUUCGGUGGUAGGUUAACCUAUUACUAUAGAAGCUCUAUCGCCAUUGGAGCUUUCGCUGCGAUGGAGAGAGGCAUUCUCGUGUCUUGCUCAGCUGGAAACGACGGUCCUUAUUCCUUCAGUUCGUCCAACGUCGCUCCUUGGAUAACCACCGUUGGUGCGGGAACCUUGGACCGUGACUUCCCUGCUUAUGUUAUGCUUGGCAACGGGAAAAACUUCUCCGGAGUGUCUCUCUACAGUGGAAACCCAUUGCCUAAUUCGUUACUACCACUCAUCUACGCUGGCAACGCCAGCAACGCUCCCAACGGGAAUCAUUGCGGGACGGGGACCUUGAUACCGUCCAAAGUCGCCGGAAAGAUCGUUUUGUGCGAAGGGGCCAAUGGCGGGAUUCAGAAAGGAAUCGUGGUAAAAGAAGCCGGUGGCGAAGGGAUGAUACUAGCGAACUUGGCUACCAAAGAGCUGUACGCUGAGGCCCAUCUCCUGCCGGCGACUGCCGUGGGUACGAAGGCCGGUGUCAUGAUAAAGGAGUAUAUCUCCUCGGAUGCUAAUCCGACGGCCACUAUUGUUUUCGUAGGUACGAAGGUGGGGAUUCAACCAUCACCCGUGGUGGCCGAGUUCAGCUCGAGAGGGCCGAACUUGAUAACGCCGGAGAUACUCAAACCGGACAUGAUCGCACCAGGUGUCAACAUCUUGGCGGGAUGGAGUGGUGCUGUAGGACCCACUGGCUUAGCUGUUGACACGAGACGCGUUGGAUUCAACAUCAUAUCAGGUACAUCGAUGUCGUGCCCACAUGUGAGCGGUAUCGCAGCGGUCCUCAAGGCGGCGAAACCCGAUUGGAGUCCCGGAGCCAUCCGAUCGGCCCUCAUGACAACAGCCUACACCACCUACAAAAAUGGAGCAACGAUAGAAGACCUCGCUACAGGGGAAGCAGCAACGCCGUUUGAUUACGGAUCAGGACACGUGGACCCUAUUUCAGCGCUUGAUCCAGGUCUCAUAUAUGACCUUGCUGUCGAGGAUUACAUUGGCUUCCUUUGCGCUUUAAACUACACCGAAGCGCAAAUCUUAAUUGUGACGAAGAGGAACUUCACGUGUGAUACAAGCAAGAAGUACAGUGUCAGUGAUCUCAACUACCCUUCUUUUGGUGUCUUAUUUCCGACAACUGAUGGCAGUGUGUCGAGCGUCGUUAAGCAUACACGGACACUGAAGAAUGUGGGCAGCCCUGCAACCUAUAUGGUGUCUAUGUCUUCAGAGACGAAAUCGGUGAAGAUAUCUGUUCAACCUCAAUCUUUGACUUUCAGUUCGCUAAAUGAGACACAAAUGUACACAGUAACGUUCAGUACUGCAACUUCGUUGCCUUCAGGGACGUACAGCUUUGGUCGUCUCCAAUGGUCCGACGGCAAGCACAUCGUGGGUAGCCCUAUUUCAUUUAUUUGGGAGUGA
Molecule: messenger RNA, 2280 nt
Organism: Telopea speciosissima
Lineage: Eukaryota; Viridiplantae; Streptophyta; Magnoliopsida; Proteales; Proteaceae
Product: subtilisin-like protease SBT1.7
Exons: 1
Coding region: 1-2280 (759 amino acids)
Biological process (GO): proteolysis
Molecular function (GO): serine-type endopeptidase activity
Source: RefSeq, a predicted model, not a curated record